AUGGCGGAACUGGCCACAGUUCGCGCAGAGAUCAAGACAUGGGAACGGUCGUUCAAGGACAUCAAUGGGAGAGCUGCAACAGUCGACGACAUCAGGCAGAACAAUGACAUUGCUGCCAAAUAUAAGCUUUACAAGAAGCUCUCCAAGGCUGCUCCACCCUCGACUGUGAAUGCGCCAGAGAAAUCGAAAUCCUCCACUCCACCUUCCACGCCUCCAAGAUCGACGCGUCCUAAAGAUGCCCACACUCUCCUCCUCUCCAAACCACGCGCCAUACAACCCACCGCGCCGUUAGCCGCCUUCAACCCCUUCUCGCCUCAGAAGAAGCAGAAGGGAAAGGAAAAGGAAAAGAAUAGUAACAACCUAGCGGAACUCCCUCGUACCAACCUGUUUGGCAAGCUUCAGUCAACCCCCCGCCGGAAGCGUGGUCUGUCGCCCGACCCAUUUCCUCCUAUUCGGCCAGAACCCAAGUCGUCCACUGCUUCGAUGUCGAUAUUUUCUCUCGCACUGCCACCUGCUCCGACAAGUGCUGUAUCCCGAGCACGUAAACGACUCCGCGGAGAACCUGUGUCUCCUUCACCCAACAAGGAUAAAAGAAGACGCGUUACUUCGCAGACCACUCUCCCUUUCCCUCGACUCAACCUAGAAGCUCCGGGUAGCGAUGAUGAGGGUGAUGAUGCCGACGUUGCAGAAGCGGACUCAUCGUUCGUGGACAACUCCCCAGUAAAGGUGUCAAGGGCCGGCAAGCUCUUCCCACAAUUAUUCGAGGAGAGUCAGACCCUUGCAGAAGGCACGGGGUCGAAGGGCGACGUGGAUAUGGAUAUGGAAGUCGAUGGCUUAUUGAAGCCAGCCCAGGCUAUUAACGGUAUCAAACCAACGAAGUCAACCACACGCAGGACCGACUCAUCUAAGUCUGUUGUUAAAGCAUCGACAAAUGCUGCUUCAGUUUCCAAACUCAAAUCAACAGCGAUUCACGCCAACGACAGUUCAUUGGUAUCAGAGGCAUCAAGCAGCCGUUCAUCGACGAAACGCCCGCUGUCGGAUGAUGAAGCCGAUGAAAUAGAUCCUCAACCCAUCCUGAGAUCCAAAUCACCGCUGAUCCCUCCAUCCCCCCCUCCCUCCAGUGCUAUUUCAUCGUUCAACAGGCCAGGCAAGAAUGCCUCAAAGGCGAAAGUAACCACCAAGGGCAAGAAGAAGGCGAAAGUCGAAGGAGAGUCACUUACCGACGGCAGUGAUGAACUAGAAAUCGGAGCGAAGCUGAAAGUAGUCACCCGGAGUACCAUGCACUCUCAACGCGCAGCUGCAGAAGUAGUGGAGGAUGACAUCCUGUUUGAUUCUGACCCCAUUUUAGGAUAUGCACGUUUUGCUGUGCCUCGAGGACCCCUGCCAAAUGCUGCCCAGCAAGAAGACGGGCAUGUCGAAAUCGACCUUCCAGACGAACUUCGACGCGUGCUCGCAUUCCAGGUCGUGUCGAGCGGUCAUGUGUCAGAGGACCGACUCGUCCAGGGCUUAAUGUACGGCCGUCGAGUAGGACCCUACAACCCCGACAAAGGAGGCGAGAUAUGGGACGUUGGGGAGGAUAAUCACGCCGUAUCGGCUGGAGAUACGGAAAGCAACGUGGUGGAGGAAGAUGACUGGGAAGGAGAACCGGUGCCAUGGGAAGUGGGCGAGUUGUGA
This is a messenger RNA of Cyclocybe aegerita, 1674 nucleotides long. Lineage: Eukaryota; Fungi; Basidiomycota; Agaricomycetes; Agaricales; Hemipholiotaceae. The record is from the annotation of a GenBank genome assembly.